UAAAUUUGUCAGAGAUGGGACCCAAAGGAGCAUGAAAAAAGUGCAAAAAGAAGUGAAACAAACUUUUAAACUAAGCUAAGGGUAUAUUCGUCAUUAAAUCCUUAUAUACAUACACAGACACACAGGCAAUUACACAGAGAGUAAGCUUGAAGAGAAAACAAAGAGCAAGAAGAAGAACAAUAGUUCCACAGAGAGAGACUUAACGCCGUUAAAGUUAGCCGUUAACAUAUGUAACUAUGGCUUCUGACCAGGAAAUAGCAAGAGGUGUAGAGAGUUUGCUCCGUCAAUUAGAGCCAAACGCCGUUACAUCAUUAAACGGCGUCGUACAGCAACUUGGAGCAAAACUUGGUGAAGAUCUUUCACAUAAGACGGAGUUUAUUAGUGAACAAAUUAACCUUCUCCGAUCACAAAAUCCACUUCAUCAUCAUCAUUAUCAUCAUCAACCUUUGAUGGUUAAAGACCAUUUUGCCCUUCUGAAUCACUCACAAUUUGCUAACAAUCAUGCUCAGCAGCAGUUUUAUUCCCAUUUUGCCCUUCAACAACAACAACACCAGCAGCAACAGCAGCUCUACUUUCAGCAGCAGCAGCAGCAGUACAGGCAGAUGCAAGUGCAGCAGCAACAAGCUCCGGCUCCGCCGCUGCCGACCGCGGUAGUGAGAACAACUGCUCACGCUGCUGCUCAGCAUGUGUCGUCAAAUGUCGUUUCUGCCCCUAAGGAAAGUGCUACUUCCGGAACAAAAAGGAGAGGUGGACCAGGUGGUCUAAACAAAGUCUGUGGCGUUUCGCCGGAACUUCAAGCCAUUGUUGGUCAGCCCGCAAUGCCCAGGACAGAGAUUGUGAAGCAGCUGUGGGUGUACAUCAGGAAACACAACUUACAGGAUCCUGGUAACAAACGAAAGAUUAUCUGCAAUGAUGCUCUGCGAGCAGUCUUCGAAACAGACUGCACUGAUAUGUUCAAGAUGAAUAAGCUGCUGGCUAAACAUAUCACCGCACUCGAUCCUUCAAAACAAGCUGAACAUGCUAAAAGGUUGAAAGUUGAAGCUGAUACGGUGGCUGCUAAGGUUGAACAACCUGGUUCUUCUACCAUUACGAUAUCUGAUGAGCUCGCCAAAUUUUUUGGAAGUGAAGAAAAGGAGAUGCUUCAAACGGAGGUCAUAAAACGUAUUUGGGAGUAUAUAAAGCUUAACCAACUUGAGGAUCCUGUGAAUUCUAUGUCGAUCGUGUGUGAUGCAAAGCUUCAGGAACUGCUUCAAUGUGAAAGCGUUUCUGCUGCAGAAUUACCUGAGAUGCUGGCACGUCGUCAUUUUGUCUAGCAAUGACUAUACAUCUAUAUAAUUAUGGUAUUUCAGGUCAUACCUUUCUAGUUGUUGUUCAAUGACACGCUAAUGCUUCCGAAGAUGUAUCUUGUUGUUUAGGUAAGUUUAGUUUGUUAACGUAGUUAGACAUCAUGGUAUGUAAUUAGAAAUCUGGAUUGAUCUUCUCUGGGCUUAUCGCGGAAAGAUGUUUUUGUAAUUAUACCACGGCCUCGAUCUAGGUUCACUUAGCCUCCUAUGUUCUUGUAAAAUCCUGGCAUUCUUAACAUUAACAGAUCCUUAGUUUGUUCAAACGCGUUGGAAUUAACAUGUACAUGUCAGGUCUCUACAAUAGACGUUGGAGAGUAUAUUUCUCUUUCGACUUUGAUAUGAAAUUUCUGUCACUUAUUGCUUUCUUGUUC
Molecule: messenger RNA, 1714 nt
Organism: Capsicum annuum
Lineage: Eukaryota; Viridiplantae; Streptophyta; Magnoliopsida; Solanales; Solanaceae
Exons: 6
Coding region: 237-1313 (358 amino acids)
Cellular component (GO): nucleus
Source: RefSeq, a predicted model, not a curated record